Messenger RNA from Prunus armeniaca (apricot), 510 nucleotides. The record is from the annotation of a GenBank genome assembly. Lineage: Eukaryota; Viridiplantae; Streptophyta; Magnoliopsida; Rosales; Rosaceae.
AUGGACGAGCAAAACAAUUUGAUGAGGCAGCUCCUCAACCAAAUAAGCUUGGCUCAAAACCUUGGCCUUGGACAACAGGGCGAAGAGAAAAGGACGAACGAACACGCCAAUAGGCAGUUCGAUGGGAACCAAGUAGGUCGAGCAGGAGUAAGCAGACAAGGAGAUGCACAACAAUGUGAUCAGCUUGCCGACAUGUCGCAAGCAUCUAGAAAUAUUCACGAGAGGCUAGGCCCCCAGGGAGGUCAACUUGAUAACCCUCACAAUGAGGACCAUGAAGAAAGGCGCUCUGCUACUCGUUCUCGAAGAGCCAAUUCCCGUCGCCGAGUUACAGAAAAUCCAUCGCAAGUGCAAUCCACCAACACACCGCCUAGGCAGCGCAGCCGAGAAAGUCAACCCUUGCAAACCAAUGAGGAAGUUACUCAGUCUCGCCCAAAUUGUAAAGGUCGUCAACGUGACCGACCAGCCAUGUGUGCAGAAGACGUUGAGAAGCUUGUGAAUAACCGACUUUGA